AUGGCGGAAGAAGCUGAAAGCAAGCCGGUGGUCUUGGUGUUUACCGGCAAUUCCAACACGGGUCAUGAGACUGUGAAGGCGUUGCUGGCCAAGUAUGGCGACAAGAUCAAGGUCCGCGCUGCUGUACGCAAGAUGGAUCGCGCUCGUUUGCUCGAGCACCUUGAUGUCGAGAUUGUGCGUGCGGAUGUGGAUCAGCCAGCUCUUCUCAGCAAGGCUUUUGACGACAAGGUCAACGCAGCCUUCUGGGCCACCCCGACCGCGCCCGACCGUGUGACUCCCACAAAGAAAUUCAUCGACGCCUGCAUCACCUAUGGCGUGGACUUUCCCGUCAUCAUGAGUGUCCUGGAUGCCGACAAGCAAGCCAUUGAAUAUCAACGCCAGUUUUCGGCCAUCGAGGACUACUGCAAGGCCAAGGCCGGUACCCCCGUCAAAAAGCAACUGGGUGAUACAGGCAAACAGGUGCUGCGGCCCAUUAUCCUACGCUCGGGAUUCUUUUACCAAAAUUUCUUCGGGAGCCUUGGCUCCAUGGCCUCGGGCACACUCUAUUACCCGCUGGGCAGUGGCGGCGCUGCUGGCGCUAUCCCACACAUUGAUCUUGAGGACAUUGGCGAGAUCGUCGCCAAACUGUUGGUAGAUCCCGAAGAGCACGGGGGUCGCACCUACAACCUGAUUGGUGAAUAUCAAGCUGGCAACCAAAUUGUGCGUUUGUCGGCAACGGCCAUCUCCAUGAGCACCGGGCACAACGUUGCCUAUGAAAACGUGGACGAAGAAACGGCCAGUCUUGCGUUUCAAGCCCUGGGACUGCCAGAGUGGCUUGCUCGAGGCAACGUCGAGAUGCUGUCGUAUUUUGUGCAAGACCAUGGUCAGGAUCUCUCCUCUGAUACUGCUGCCUUGCUGGGACGUCCCCCCACCAAGUUUGCCGCCUUUGCAAAGAAGCACAUCAAACCCCUUUUGGACCAAUAA
This is a messenger RNA of Monosiga brevicollis MX1, 963 nucleotides long. RefSeq lists its product as uncharacterized. The transcript has 7 exons. Lineage: Eukaryota; Choanoflagellata; Craspedida; Salpingoecidae. Bases 1 to 963 code for a protein of 320 amino acids. The record is from RefSeq and is a predicted model, not a curated record.